CCUCUACACCACUUGAACGACCCAAAUGGAACACUUCUUAUUUUUAUUCACCAUAAGUUAUUAAUACUGAUAUUCUAUCUAGUUCUACAGAAAACGAUGCCCUAAUUACCAAGGAAAAUGUACAUAACUUUUUUCAUUUCUUUACAGAUCAUCUUCUACGAGGACAAGAACUUCCAGGGGCGCUCUUAUGAGUGCCAGGGAGACUGUUCUGAUAUGCACUCCCACCUCAGCCGCUGCCACUCCUGCAAGGUGGAGAGCGGCUGCUUCAUGGUCUAUGACCGUCCCAACUUCAUGGGCAACCAGUUCUUCAUGAGGAGGGGCGAGUAUUCCGACAUGAACAUGCUGGGUUGGAAUGACUGUAUUAGAUCCUGCCGCAGUAUCCCCAUGCACAGAGGACAGUUCAGAAUGAGGAUCUACGAGAGCGAGAACUUUGGUGGUCAGAUGAACGAGCUGAAUGAUGACUGUGACUCCAUUAUGGGCCGCUACAGUAUGUCUGACUGUAUGUCCUGCAACGUUAUGGAUGGCCACUGGCUCAUGUAUGAGCAGCCCCAUUUCAGAGGCAAGGUGAUGUACAUGAGGCCUGGAGAGUACAGAAGCUUCAGGAACAUGGGAUCCAACAACACAAAAUUCAUGAGCAUGAAACGUAUCCCUGAUAUGAUGUAACUGUUCUUGUAAAACUUUCUGGGACAAACAAUCGGUACAAUAAUGACUAAAAUAAAAUCUUACCCUUUUUACAUUGAGGAAUCAUUUUAAAGCAACAUACUGCCUACUGUUUUCCUACUACACACACACUUUACACAAAAGACCAGAAGACAAACUAUCAGCUCAUACAUAUACAGUACGUAUAUAUUCUUCAAUCAACAUUUGUUCUAUCCAGUUUCUUUCCA
Messenger RNA from Clupea harengus (Atlantic herring), 887 nucleotides. RefSeq names its product gamma-crystallin M3-like. Lineage: Eukaryota; Metazoa; Chordata; Actinopteri; Clupeiformes; Clupeidae. Gene Ontology annotation, biological process: visual perception; lens development in camera-type eye. The record is from RefSeq and is a predicted model, not a curated record. Gene Ontology annotation, molecular function: structural constituent of eye lens.